This is a messenger RNA of Dermacentor silvarum, 800 nucleotides long. RefSeq names its product WW domain-binding protein 2-like. Gene Ontology annotation, molecular function: chromatin DNA binding; transcription coactivator activity. The record is from RefSeq and is a predicted model, not a curated record. The coding region runs from base 156 to 800 and encodes 214 amino acids. Gene Ontology annotation, biological process: positive regulation of DNA-templated transcription. Gene Ontology annotation, cellular component: nucleus. Lineage: Eukaryota; Metazoa; Arthropoda; Arachnida; Ixodida; Ixodidae. The transcript is spliced from 6 exons.
CAUUGCCAAUGAAUGCGUAGACAACGCAGCAGACAGCUUGUUAUCUGGUUGCUUGUGCCGCGAUUCAGCGCAGCGGUUGUUUGAUCAACAUCGUUCAGCAAAAAGCCCCGAGAGAAGACCCCGGAUAACAGCACGAUAUUUCCCAGGGCAGCACCAUGUCACUGAACACCGCUCAUGCACCGGGCGGCGUUCUCAUCUUCAAAGGCGAGUUCAUUCUGCUGUACUGCGAUGGAGUGGAGCUGACGUUCGAGGGUCCGGAUGCCCACCAGUUCCAUGGCACCAAGAAGGGGCGCAUCUACCUCACCACGCACCGGAUGGUGUUCACCAACGGCAACAGCAAGGACUUCCUGCAGUCAUUCAGCUUCCCCUUCUUCACUGUGAGCAACCUCGGACUAGAGCAGCCCAUCUUUGGCGCAAACUACAUCAAGGGCACCGUCAAGGCCGAGCAGAAUGGGAACUGGACGGGUAAAUGCGCCUUCAAGCUGAAGUUCAUGAAGGGCGGCGCCAUCGAGUUUGGCCAGGCCAUGAUGGAGGCCGGCAAGAUCGCGUCGCAGCAUGCGGCUGGAAUGGCUCCUCCCCAUACUUCCCGCCUCGGGUCCGUACUACUGCCCCCCUCCGCCUGCAGACACGCCAGGACAGGGUGUCGACUACGGCUUCAACGUACCCUACAACGUGUUCCCGAUGCACCUCCAGGACCCAACAUCCUUGCCCUGCAGGAGCCCUCCAACCCACUCACCCUCCCGGCUAUACUCCUAUUCUACCCACAUCCCCCCGCCCACUCGGGUAGCGUUUCUAGUUAG